Penicillium canescens is the source of this 677-nucleotide messenger RNA. RefSeq lists its product as uncharacterized. The record is from RefSeq and is a predicted model, not a curated record. The transcript has 2 exons. The coding region runs from base 56 to 586 and encodes 176 amino acids. Lineage: Eukaryota; Fungi; Ascomycota; Eurotiomycetes; Eurotiales; Aspergillaceae.
CAAUAACCAACUUCAAUCCCAGCUCCAAUCCCUAAUUAAACCCUAACCACAAAAAAUGUCCUUCAAACUAUUCACCCACCAACCAAGCACCCUCCUUCGCCUAGGUCUAAGCCUGAGCAUCGGUCUCAGCGCUGCAACCCUACACCCAACCUCGCCCUUCCGUGCCGCCCCAUUACAAUGCCAAUACACAGCACCCAGCACCAGCGAAGCCCUCUUCAAUAAAGAAACCGGGUCCGGAUGGACGAUUAACAACGGAGCAUCUGAAUCAAUGGCGCAGAAACAGGGACAGAGUGCGCGGACGGGUCUACUCACGGCGGAGGGAAUGCGGCAGGUUAGUCUGGGGUGUGUUUUGGGGCUUGUGGCUGGUGUGGGGUUGAGGGCUUUUUCGAGGGCUUUGGUUGUUAUUUUUGGUUUGGGGGUUGUUCUUGUUGAGUACGCUGCUUCCAAGGGCUACAAUAUCCUUCCCCUUCAUCGGAUGCAGAAGUAUGUUAAGAAUGUCGACUUGAAGCGGGCUAUGAGUGAGAAGCGGCCGUUUAAGAUGAGUUUCGGGGCUAUGAUGGCGCUUGCUGCUUUCGCGCAGUUCUGAGGGUUGCGCUUUAUUGGAAGCAAGCUACAUGUACAUACAUCUAAACAGCUAUCGUUCUCGGUAACCUACCAAGGAUCAAUCUGAUCUACUG